AUGGAGACCGAAAGUGAGAGUAGCAUUUCAGGAGAUGAUAGUGUCUUUUGGUUGGAUUCUGAAGUUUUAAUCGAGAUGACUGGCAGUGAAGAGGGAGAGAGGGAAGACAACUUCAGGAAGAUGAAGUCUUCGGUACAUUCUGAAGAGGAUGAUUUUGUCCCAGAACUACAUAGAAAUGUUCACCCUCGAGAGCGGCCUGAUUGGGAAGAAACACUUAGCACGAUGGCAAGAGGAGCUGAUGUUCCAGAGAUCCCUGGAGAUCUUAGUCUUAAGACAUGUGGCAGUACAGCCAGUAUGAAGGUUAAACAUGUGAAAAAACCCACUAAUCCAGGACUGAUGGGCUGCGACAACAUUCACAGGUUACCCUUCACUAAAGGUCACUUUCCGAAGAUGGCUGAAUGUGCACAUUUCCAUUAUGAGAACGUUGAGUUUGGCAGCGUACAGCUCUCACUUUCAGAAGAACAGAAUGAAGUAACGAAAAACGGCUGUGAAUCUAAAGAGCUGGUCUACCUCGUGCACAUUGCUUGUCAGGGCAAAAGUUGGAUUGUUAAAAGAAGUUAUGAAGAUUUUCGGGUACUUGAUAAACAUCUUCAUUUGUGUAUUUAUGACCGACGAUUCUCCCAACUCUCAGAGCUUCCCCGUUCUGAUGCCCUGAAGGACAGUCCAGAGUCUGUCACUCAGAUGCUUAUGGCGUACCUGUCCCGCCUUUCAGCAAUUGCCGGCAACAAGAUCAAUUGUGGACCUGCCCUUACUUGGAUGGAGAUUGAUAAUAAGGGAAAUCAUCUUCUAGUUCAUGAGGAAUCAUCCAUUAACACUCCUGCUGUUGGUGCUGCCCACGUUAUCAAGAGGUACACUGCUCGGGCCCCUGACGAAUUGACUUUAGAGGUGGGAGACAUCGUUUCUGUUAUUGACAUGCCCCCAAAAGUGUUAAGCACGUGGUGGAGAGGCAAGCAUGGAUUUCAGGUGGGACUCUUCCCUGGACACUGUGUUGAGUUAAUUAAUCAGAAAGUUCCCCAGUCAGUGACCAACUCAGUGCCAAAACCAGUGUCUAAAAAGCACGGCAAGCUCAUUACUUUCUUACGCACAUUCAUGAAGUCUCGUCCAACAAAACAGAAGCUGAAGCAGCGGGGGAUUUUGAAAGAGAGGGUGUUUGGUUGUGACCUGGGGGAGCACCUUCUGAAUUCAGGUUUUGAAGUGCCCCAGGUUCUUCAGAGCUGCACAGCAUUCAUCGAGAGAUAUGGCAUUGUGGAUGGAAUAUAUCGUCUCUCUGGCGUUGCCUCUAAUAUCCAGAGACUACGACAUGAAUUUGACUCUGAACAUGUCCCCGACCUGACAAAAGAACCAUAUGUUCAGGACAUCCAUUCUGUGGGCUCCCUCUGUAAGCUGUAUUUUCGAGAGCUCCCAAACCCUCUGCUUACCUACCAGCUGUAUGAGAAAUUUUCUGAUGCUGUUUCAGCAGCAACAGAUGAAGAAAGGCUGAUAAAAAUUCAUGACGUCAUCCAGCAGCUCCCCCCUCCACACUACAGAACGCUGGAGUUCCUGAUGAGACACUUGUCUCUUCUAGCUGAUUAUUGUUCCAUCACAAAUAUGCAUGCAAAAAACCUAGCAAUUGUUUGGGCUCCAAACCUGCUAAGAUCAAAACAGAUAGAAUCUGCCUGCUUCAGUGGAACAGCAGCGUUCAUGGAAGUGAGAAUUCAGUCUGUAGUGGUUGAAUUCAUCCUGAAUCAUGUAGACGUCCUCUUCAGUGGGAAAAUCAGUGCCGUCAUUCAGGACGGGGCAGCUUCUCUCUCAAGACCCAAGUCAUUGCUGGUCUCCUCUCCAUCCACCAAGCUGCUAACAUUGGAGGAAGCCCAGGCACGAACGCAAGCUCAGGUCAACUCUCCAAUUGUGACUGAAAAUAAAUAUAUUGAAGUCGGAGAAGGACCUGCUGCACUUCAGGGGAAGUUUCAUACCAUAAUUGAGUUCCCACUUGAAAGGAGGAGGCCUCAAAAUAAAAUGAAAAAAUCUCCCGUGGGCAGCUGGCGUUCCUUUUUCAACUUGGGGAAAUCAUCGUCUGUUUCUAAGCGGAAGCUGCAGCGGAAUGAGAGUGAGCCUUCCGAGAUGAAAGCCAUGGCUCUGAAAGGUGGCAGGGCAGAAGGAACGCUCCGUUCAGCUAAAAGUGAAGAAUCCCUUACUUCUCUCCAUGCAGUCGAUGGUGAUUCCAAGCUGUUCCGACCCAGAAGACCCAGGUCUAGCAGUGAUGCACUGAGUGCCUCUUUUAACGGAGAAAUGCUGGGGAACCGCUGUAAUUCCUAUGAUAACCUGCCCCAUGACAAUGAGAGCGAGGACGAGGUGGGGCUGCUGCACAUUCCCGCUCUGAUGUCUCCUCACGCAGCUGAGGAUGUUGACUUGAGCCCGCCGGACAUUGGCGUGGCCAGCCUGGAUUUCGACCCAAUGUCAUUUCAGUGCAGCCCCCCUAAGCCUGAAUCAGAAUGUCUGGAGAGCGGGGCUUCCUUUCUAGAUUCAUUAGGAUACUCCCAGGAGAAACUAAGCUCCAACAAAAAGGAUACAGAAGCAGGUGGUAGCCAGUCUCAGACGCCAGGAAGCACUGCAAGUUCUGAAGCCGUCUCUCCUCUUCAGGAGAAGCUGAGUCCAUUCUUUACCCUGGACUUGAGCCCAACAGAAGAGAAAUCAUCCAAGCCAUCCUCAUUCACUGAAAAGGUCGUCUACGCUUUUUCUCCAAAGAUUGGACGGAAAUUAAGCAAAUCACCUUCUAUAAACAUAUCUGAGCCAAUUUCAGUGACUCUUCCCGCCCGGGUAUCAGAAGUCAUCGGGACCGUGUCAAAUACAGCAGCUCCGAAUGCAUCUUCUCCAACCUGGAGCAAAAGUGUGGAAGACAGUGAGGCCAUAAAUAGAUCCCCCACCCAGGUAGUAAAGAUGAAAACCAGUGAGAGAGACGCCCAAGGAGGAUGUGAAUGUGAAGUCCAGCCCCUAGAGCAGGGGGCUGCUGCAGAAGUAGAGUCGCCAGGGAAAGAGGAGCAGGUCGUCGCGAGCAGUCAGAGUAAGGCUGUACCUUCUGGACAGACUCAGACAGGAGCAGUUACCCAUGACCCCCCUCAGGAUUCCGUUCCUGUCAGUUCAGUCUCUCUUAUCCCACCACCACCGCCUCCGAAAAACGUUGCCCGCCUGUUGGCGCUAGCGUUAGCUGAGUCUGCGCAGCAAGCCUCAACCCAGUCACUGAGGAGACCAGGGACUUCCCAGGCUGCUUACACAAAUUACGGAGACAUAGCAGUGGUUGCAGCAGAAGAGAAACUGCCUAGUUCCUACUCUAGCGUUACUCUAGAUAAAGCCUAUUUCCAAACUGAUAGGCCAGCAGAGGAGUUCCACGUCCAGAACAAUGUAUCUGGGAACUGUGACCAGCCUAUUCCAGAUCCGGCCGCCACUGGGAAUCCUACCCAUGCCAGUGCAGUGGAAUCUGGGGAACAGCUCCACCAGGCCGACUUCCCAGGGAAUCAUCCACAUCGAACCUAUUUACCUGGGGACCCAGACAAGGCCAGAAUCACUUCAGUUCCCUUAACAGACUCUAAGUCGGAUGAUCCCCUGAGUUGCCCUGAAGACCAGUCUGGGAAGACCAGUAUGCCAACUGUCUCCUUUAUGGAACAGGACCAGUAUCAGCUUCAUUUCUACAGUGGAGAUCAACCUCCUUCGUAUCUUGGUGCAGGUGUGGAUAAGCCCCAUCAUCACCCUUCAGAACUUGCAGACAAGUCGCCCACACCUUCUAAUCUGCCUCGGGACAAAAGCUACCCUCCCUCUGGGUCCCCUGAAGAGAAUCCCAGUGCGGCCGCCGUGGCUUACAUGACCGCUGCUCCGGCAACAGCCGAGAUGAGCACCAGGGAAGCCAGCUGGGAUGUGGCUGAACAAGCCACUGCAGCUGAUUUCGCCACUGCCACCCUUCAGCGCCCUCCGAGGACGAAUCGUCCCCUCCCGCCGCCUCCUUCCCAGAGGUCAGCCGAGCAGCUGCUGGUCAUGGGGCAGGUACAAGCAGCCACCAGUGUGGGACUGAAUCAUCCCCACAAGGUUCAAGUGGUUCCAGCUCCAGAGAGACCCCCUGACCCCAGAGCCACGGACGAUCCCGCACCCGUCCUUGUCGGUGAUGGCGGCGCAGCUGCUCAGUGUCCCGUCUCUGCCCCCGCUCUCCAACCGAGCCUUCCCGAAAAGGUGCGGGAGGGUGCCAGGGCCCCACCGCUGCACCUGCGCGCCGACUCUGUCCCCGUGUACUCCUCCUGUGGCUUUCCCAUGCCAGUUCCUCCCACCAGGACAAUGGAGAGUAAGAUCGCCGCUGCCCUCCACUCCAGCGGCGCAGAUGCUCCCAGCAGUUCCGGUUACCAUCCCUUUGUCACCGCUUCCUCAGCCUCUGUGGAGGACGGUCUGCCUUUACCACUUCCCGUCCCACAACCUAAGCAUGCUUCACAGAAAACAACUUACUCCACCUUUGCCAGGCCUGAUGUCACCCCUGAACCCUUUGGGCCAGAAAACUGUGUGCAUUUCAGUAUGAAUCCCAACUGCCAGUACCGUCCGCAGAGCGUACCUCCACAUCAUAAUAAAUUGGAGCAACACCAAGUGUACGGUGCCAGAUCAGAACCACCAGCCUCCAUGGGACCUCGUUAUAACACAUACGUGGCCCCGGGAAGAAAUGCGUCUGGACACCACUCCAAACCAUGCAGCCGAGUGGAGUAUGUAUCUUCUUUAGGCCCCACAAUUAGGAGUAGUUGUUACCCUGAAGAUAUUCCCCCGUACCCUACCAUCCGGAGGGUACAGUCUCUCCAUGCCCCUCCGUCUUCCAUGAUUCGCUCUGUUCCCAUUUCACGGACAGAAGUCCCCCCAGAUGACGAACCAGCCUACUGCCCAAGACCCCUGUACCAAUAUAAGCCAUAUCAGUCCUCGCAGGCCCGCUCAGAUUAUCACGUCACUCAGCUUCAGCCUUACUUCGAGAAUGGUCGGGUCCACUACCGGUAUAGCCCCUACUCCAGUUCUUCUAGUUCUUAUUACAGUCCAGAAGGAGCCCUGUGUGACGUGGAUGCCUACAGCACGGUACAGUUGAGGCCCCUCCACCGCCUCCCCAAUCGCGAUUUUGCCUUCUACAAUCCUAGGCUGCAAGGAAAGCACUUGCACACUUACGCUGGUUUGCUCCCACGUCCCCGGGCCAAUGUGACUGGCUAUUUCUCUGGUAAUGACCACAAUGUAGUCAACAUGCCUCCAGCUGCUGAUGUAAAGCACACAUACACCUCGUGGGAUCUCGAGGACAUGGAAAAAUACCGAAUGCAAUCCAUCCGGAGAGAGAGCCGUGCUCGGCAGAAGGUGAAGGGGCCUGUUAUGUCCCAGUAUGAUAACAUGACCCCAGCCGUGCAAGAUGACCUGGGUGGGAUCUAUGUCAUCCACCUCCGUAGUAAAUCAGAUCCUGGGAAAACUGGACUUCUCUCGGUGGCAGAGGGAAAGGAGGGGCGGCAUCCAACCAAGGUCGUCAGUCCUGAGGGAGAGGACCGCUUCUAUAGAAAGCAUCCAGAGCCAGAGUUCGAUAGAGCCCACCACCAUGGAGGAUAUGGCAAUGGACCGCCAGAGAAACCCACUCUCCCUCAGAAGCAAAGUAGCCUCAGGAACAGGAAGCUUCACGACAUGGGUUGUAGUCUCCCUGAACACAGAGCCCAUCAGGAAGCAAGCCAUAGGCAGUUAUGUGAAUCAAAAAAUGGGCCGCCGUACCCGCAAGGAGCUGGCCAGUUAGAUUAUGGGCCCAAAGGGAUUCCAGACACUUCUGAGCCAGUCAGCUACCAUAACUCUGGAGGGAAAUAUGUUACCUCGGGGCAGGAGACUCUCAGACUGAACCACAAAGAGGUGAGGCUCUCCAAAGAGCUCGAGAGGCCUCGGGCUAGGCAGCCUCCUGCUCCAGAGAAACACUCCAGAGACUGCUACAAGGAGGAGGAGCACCUCCCCCCGUCAGUAGUCCCACCCCCGAAACCGGAGAGGAGUCAUAGCCUGAAACUCCAUCAUACUCAGAACGUGGAGAGGGACCCCGGUGUGCUGUACCAAUACCAAACACAUGGCAAGCGCCAGAGCAGUGUGACUGUUGUGUCCCAGUAUGAUAACCUGGAGGGUUACCACUCCCCACCCCAGCACCAGCGAGGAGGCUUUGGAGGAGGAGCAGUGGGAACCUAUGUGCCCUCUGGCUUUCCCCACCUGCAAAACAGGACAUAUGCUACAGCUUUGGGCCAGGGGGCCUUCCUGCCCACAGAGUUGUCUUUGCAGCACCCUGAAACACAGAUUCAUGCAGAAUGAGCCCUGGAGCAAUAGAGUUGAAGCAGCCUCUGCUGGACAGUGGACUGUUCUAUUUUUUUCAGUAACCAAAAAGAUUAAAAAAAAAAAAAAAAAGCUACAAUCCCCCCCCUCCCCGACCACAUUAAAAACAACAACAACAACCAAGAAAAAUCACCAUCUUUUUCCCCUUCCCUGCUUCAUCACCAUCUCUUCCAUCUCUAGGCUGUGAUUUUUGUCAUUAAAAGAGAUCUGAAUGAUUGUAAAGCA
This is a messenger RNA of Lontra canadensis (Northern American river otter), 6555 nucleotides long. RefSeq names its product Rho GTPase activating protein 32 (gene ARHGAP32). Gene Ontology annotation, cellular component: cell cortex; actin cytoskeleton; Golgi apparatus. Bases 1 to 6309 code for a protein of 2102 amino acids. Lineage: Eukaryota; Metazoa; Chordata; Mammalia; Carnivora; Mustelidae. The transcript has 23 exons. Gene Ontology annotation, biological process: small GTPase-mediated signal transduction. Gene Ontology annotation, molecular function: phosphatidylinositol phosphate binding; protein binding; GTPase activator activity. The record is from RefSeq and is a predicted model, not a curated record.